GCGAACAAGGUAGCCAAUGUGCGCACUAAAAAGCCUGGAGAAUGUCCUCCUUAAGUGCAAUGAAAUUUAGGGUUUGGCCAGGUUUAUUGCAAGGAAAAAACGUAGGUAGAACGGGUUGUUCCGGACAGCUCUCAUUUUCGUUGCAAUCGAGCGGGGAAAGGACGUUUCUCCUGCCAUUCGUUUGCAGAAGGCGAAUCCGUUUCCUUCGCCAAGCACCGACGCUGUUGCUCCUGCACGAGCUGUCCAGUGCGAAGCGGGAAGAGUCGGAGGGCCCGCCCUUGCCGCCAUUUUGGAGUCCCGUGGAACUUCGGAGAGGCUGCUGGUGGCUUUCUUCCGGCGCCGGUCUCUUCGGCUGUCUGCAGAAGCCCCAGGGAAGAACCGGAACGUGUCGAAAGCAGGAAUGAACUCAGGUGGUUGAGAGACAAUAUGAACAUGGUAAUCAGUCUGGAAAAAACCAGCAACAGAUUCCAGAGCUUAUUGUUCAUGAAGACAUGCCUCCUUCAGUAACAGUGUAUGAAAGCAGGGUGUUUGCUAGAAAUGUCAUUGUUCAUCCACCCUCAGAUGUGCACCUCAGAGGUGAAACUAUGGAGAAACCAUAUGAGCCUGAGGAACAUGUAAAAAAGGCUUUUACACACAAGAAAUUUUGGAAAGAUUUUCCUUAUUCUGGGUCCUUUCAGACAAAUGAAAGUUUUCUUAGAGAGACACUUUAUGAAAAUAAGCAAUCAAAUGAAGCCUGUAGGAAUCUCACUUCUGACCAGUAUUAUGAAAGAACUAAUACUGACGAUAAACUCCAUGAAUGUAAGCAAGUUGAGAAAGCCUUCUGGAGGUAUAGUUAUGGUCAAAUAUAUGAAAGAAUCACCAUUGGAGAGGAACCAUAUAUAUAUAAACAAUAUGGUGAAGCCUUUAUUAAUUCUAGUCACCUUAUCAAACAUGAAAUAAUUCACCCUCAAGAGAAAUGGUAUCCAUGCAAGCAGUGUGGGAAAGCAUUCAGAUAUUCCUCAUCUCUUCAGAACCAUGAAAGAAUUCAUAGUGGCGAGAGACCAUAUGUGUGUAAGCAGUGUGGCAAAGCAUUCAUUCGUUCCUAUGACCUUCUCAUCCAUGAAAGAAUUCACAGCGGAGAGAAACCAUAUACAUGUGAGCAUUGUGGAAAAUCCUUCACUCAUUAUAGUGGCUGGUAUAGUCAUGAACGAAUUCACACUAAAGAGAAACCCUAUGUUUGCAAGCAGUGUGGGAAAGCAUUUUCAUGUUCCACAUCCUUUCGGAGGCAUGAAAGAAUUCACACUGGAGAGAAACCUUAUAUAUGUAAGCAUUGUGGAAAAGCCUUCACCCAUUCCAAUGCCUGUUACAUUCAUGAGAGAAUUCACACUGGAGAGAAACCCUAUGUGUGUAAGCAUUGUGGGAAAGCAUUCCUUCGUUCCAGUCAUCGUAUCAACCAUGAAAGAAUUCACACUGGAGAGAAACCCUAUGUGUGUAAGCAUUGUGGGAAAGCCUUCAUCCAACGUGAUGCUUGUUACAAUCAUGAAAGAAUACAUACUGGAGAGAAACCCUAUGUAUGUAAGGAAUGUGGGAAAGCAUUUAGGAUUUCCACAUCCCUUCGUGACCAUGAAAGAAUUCACACUGGAGAGAAACCUUAUGUGUGUAAGCACUGUGGGAAAGCUUUUAGGGUUUCCACUUGCCUUCACAAACAUGAAAGAGCUCAUACUGAAAAGAAACCCAGUGGUUAGAACUUAUAACAGUGUAAAUCAUAUGGGAUUGUCUUUAGUCAACUUACUAUUAUUGUAAGGUAUGAAAAAAAAUAGCGUGGAGGCCAGUGAGAUGGCUCAGGGGUAAAGGCACUUGCCACAGAGCUUGACAGCCCGAGUUGGAUCCCUAGGACCCAUAUGGUGGAAAGAGAGAACCCAGUCCUUGAAGGUUUCCUCUGACUUGCACACAUGUGCCGUAGUAUGCAUGCACUCUCACAUGUAUAAAUAAUUGAAAAAUAUUUUAUAUAUUAUAAAAAAAGAUGGAGAGAAACUAACAGAAUAGGAGACCUGUAAAUGUGUAAUUUUGGUAAUGUUUAGAAUGGGAUGUAAUAUGAAAACCUGGUACACAAAGCAUGCUAGUGAAUUCCUUUUUAAACUAUAUUUAUAUUCCAUGUGUGUAUUGUGUGACACUAUUCCUGGGGAGAUAUUAACAAACAUCUACUCACCCCAGAUAGGGAAUCAACAACAGUUCAAAGUAAGGAUACCACCAGAGUCCAACUUGGUGAACCAAUGAAUUUAUUGGUGUUAUAGGAAUAUGGGUGAGGGGUUACUUACAGGAAUAGAAAUGACUCAGAAACAGCUGCAACACCAACAGCCCACCCCAACAUGAGUGAUGACUCAUGCAACCUGGAAAUCUAGACUUCACUGCACAACUUGGAUGCAGCUUGAUAGGUUGGAAAGAGGCAGGUCAGUUGGUCUGAGCCUCUUCUGGAUACCUCACAUUGUCUUAGAAUGUCCCUCAGCAGUCCUUAGGGCUUUCAUAUGCCCUAAGGAAGAAACCUAGUGAAUUUAGAUAGUUUCAGGGACUUCUGAAACUAUUGAGUGAGUUCUUGAGCUUAACAAGUCUUUGCUAGCUUCCCUCCAAGAUGGAAUGUCUUAUCUGGGAGGAUAACACAGUAAUGUGGGUGGGUGAGUGCAUGCCACAGUGCACAUGUGGAUGUCAGAGGACAACUUUCAGGAGUGUUCUUGCUUUCCACUGUCUAGGUACCAGGGACAGAUUGAGAUUUUCUGCCUUUGUGGCAGGUUACCUUAACCCACCCUAUUUAUGCCUUUUAUUCACUGGGGAAAUAAAUGCUAGAAAUCACACAACAUUGAAUACAGUGAGGUUGAAUACAACUUGGGAGAGUAAAGAAAGAAACUUCCAACGAAAAGAAAUAUUCUGUGUGAAAAAUAUAUGUUGUUAAAAGUAAAGUAAAAGUCAUGAAAUUUUCUCAUCUUUUAAAAGUAAAAAAUAUGACCACCUUGAACAAAUUUGUGUAGAAUGUUCCUGAAAAUAAACAACUUCAAAGAAAUGCA
Nannospalax galili (Upper Galilee mountains blind mole rat) is the source of this 3038-nucleotide messenger RNA. RefSeq names its product zinc finger protein 14. The record is from RefSeq and is a predicted model, not a curated record. Gene Ontology annotation, molecular function: DNA-binding transcription factor activity, RNA polymerase II-specific; RNA polymerase II transcription regulatory region sequence-specific DNA binding. NCBI's taxonomy places the organism in Eukaryota, Metazoa, Chordata, Mammalia, Rodentia, Spalacidae. Gene Ontology annotation, biological process: regulation of transcription by RNA polymerase II. Gene Ontology annotation, cellular component: nucleus.